Pipra filicauda (Wire-tailed manakin) is the source of this 2070-nucleotide messenger RNA. It is a transcript of the gene CCDC102A, whose product is annotated as coiled-coil domain containing 102A. The transcript is spliced from 9 exons. Gene Ontology annotation, cellular component: myosin complex. Bases 96 to 1664 code for a protein of 522 amino acids. The record is from RefSeq and is a predicted model, not a curated record. Lineage: Eukaryota; Metazoa; Chordata; Aves; Passeriformes; Pipridae.
ACCUCCCGCACCGCCCGCACCGCCGCGGUGCCGACACCGGUCCCCGGGCGCAGACGCUGCCGACGGUGACAGCCAUGCCCUAGGGAAGCCCCACCAUGAGCCAAAGCGGGGCCUCACGCCUGGCCGGCUCCCCGCCGCUGCCGGGGGGCUCACUGCUGGCCCUGCUGGCCCCCGAGUCCUCCCCGUCCCCCCCCAGCGGGACGCCCUCUCCGGGGCCCCCACCGGCGUUGCUGGAAGGGGACUGGGAAGGGCGGGAAGAGCUGCGGCUGCGGGAGCUGGAGGAGGCGCGGGCGCGGGCGGCCCAGAUGGAGAAGACGAUGCGCUGGUGGUCGGACUGCACGGCCAACUGGCGCGAGAAGUGGAGCAAGGUGAGAGCCGAGCGCAACCGGGCGCGCGAGGAGGUGCGGCAGCUGCGGCAUCGCCUGGAGGCCCUCACCAAGGAGCUGGCCAGCCUGCGCCGCGACCGGGACCGUGACCGCGACCGGCCGGAGGAGCGCCCACCGCCACCACGGCCGCAGCCCAGCCCCAGCAAUCCUCCCACCACCGACGGGGCAGAGGGGGACGCCAGCCCUGAGCACGAGCCUGUGCGGGACGUGGGGGCUGAGGUGCCCCAAAAAGGCAAGGAGCUGGAGCUGAUGGAAAACAUCUUGACGAGCAAGCAGGAUGAGAGCUGGGAGCAGCGGGGCCCCCGGGCCUCCUUCAGCCGCCAGGAACGGAGCCGCCUGCUCUGGGAGGAUGUCAGCGUCAUGGAGGAGGAUGCCACCAAAGUCACCGCCCUGAAGCUGAGGCUGGAUGAGUCCCAAAAAGUGCUGCUCAAGGAGCGGGAGGACAAGCUGGCGCUCAGCAAGAACAUCGAGAAGCUGGAGGGCGAGCUCAGCCAGUGGAAGAUCAAGUAUGAGGAGCUCAACAAGAACAAGCAGGAGGUGAUGAAGCAGCUCAAUAUCCUGAAGGAGAUCCACCAGGAUGAGCUGGGGCGCAUCUCCGAGGACCUGGAGGAUGAGCUGGGCGCUCGCUCCAGCAUGGACAAGAAACUGGCCGAGCUGCGUGCGGAGAUGGAGCGGCUGCAGGCAGAGAACGCGGCCGAGUGGGGCCGUCGGGAGCGGCUGGAGACAGAGAAGCUCAACCUGGAGCGGGAGAACAAGAAGCUGCGGGCACAGAUCGAGGACCUGGAGGAGGUGCUAGCUCGCAAGCGGCGCCAGACAGCCAGUGCCCUGGACACCGACCUCAAAACCAUCCAGGCCGAGCUCUUUGAGAAGAACAAGGAGCUGGCCGACCUGAAGCACAUCCACACCAAGCUGAAGAAGCAGUACCAGGAGAAGAUGGCAGAGCUGGCCCACGCCAACCGCCGCGUGGAGCAGCACGAGGCAGAGGUGAAGAAGCUGCGCCUGAGGGUGGAGGAGCUGAAGAAGGAGCUGGCCCAGGCUGAGGAUGAGCUGGAUGAGGCCCACAACCAGACGCGGAAGCUGCAGCGGUCGCUGGAUGAGCAGACGGAGCAGAGUGAGAGCUUCCAAGUGCAGCUGGAGCAUCUGCAGUCCCGGCUGCGGCGGCAGCAGAGCACUCCGCUCUUCGGCAAGAUGCGCAGCACCCGCUUCGGCCCCGACGACGCCGGGGACGGCACCAGUGACCCCGACGAGGACGAGGACCUGCAGAUCCAGGUGCCCUAGAGCCCAGGGCCAGUGCCACCGCUACGGGGACGUGCCACAUCCGUCCUCUGCGCUCAAGUGAACGUGUCACCGCGGGGCCCAGCCGUGAGGCGACCCUCGUAUACAUGGGAAAACUGAGGCACGGAGCGGUGGGGAGGAACUUGCCCAGGGAUGCUCCAAACCCGCUGCCUCUCGGACAGUAUUGGAUGCCCCUUCGGCUACCAGCAACUCCUGGAACACAAAUGUGGCCCCCAAAGCCAGUGUCACUGAGCAGCCCAGGAGGAGGAGGCGCAGGCAGAGAGAGGCACUGAGCCCGGCAUCCAAAACGCCUUCCUGCCCACUUUUUUUAUAUAUAUUAUAUAUAUGUAUGUAUUUGUAUAUGAUUUUUUUUAUUAUAAAUACAGAGCCCAGAGGGGCCCAGGCUCUG